GAAUUACUGACUAACUCCUGUUUAUAUUUAAUAUAUUACGAUGUGUUGGCAAGGAAAUUGGAAAACAAUAGCAUUUACAAUUGAGUACCUAUACAAUUCUAAAUAAACGUGGAAUUCAGAUAAGCACGCGAUAGAAUCUGAACACCAUAUCCUCCCAGUUACAUGCGUCUCAUUCACAUUCACUCAGUCAUUAAUGAUCUAUUGCCAUGCGCGGACGCCGGCCGCCGCGAAUCAAGUUUACUCGCGAUCAAUAACCCCGCGCCGCCGCCGCGUACCAAAAUUACUAUGUUUAACCCAACGGUAGCCCUGCUUCUCUUAUCUCUAGCUCAAUAUGUGCUCUCAUACAACAUCCUCGCAAUAAUAUCACUACCACUGAAAAGCCACUACAUGGCGAUGCAACCGCUAUUUAAAGAGCUAGCGGCGAAAGGGCACUCGGUCACCGUAGUCAACAACUUCCCAGAUGAAAAUCCCGUAAACAAUUUACACUUUAUCGAUCUGAAAACCGUAUCGUCAGCAAACAGGUUCCCGACUUUAGAAUACUACGAGGAUUUCGACUCAAAUUAUCUGCACAUGUUCAACUUUUACCGACACGUUACUGUGGAGUCUCAGUUUAAUGACUGCGAGACGUUGUUCAAGAACGAGGAAGUGAGAACCGGUUUGGCGGGAGGCAGUUUCGACGUGAUAUUCGUUGAAGGGUUCAUGAGCGACUGCGCGCUGGCGAUCGCGGGCGCUAAGUCCGACGCUCCUAUCAUCAGCAUCGCCUCCCAUGUUAUGCUGCCGUGGAUGUACCCGCGACUCGGCCUAUCCUUCGACCCAUCAUCUGACGCCUUUUACUUCUCCAACGCUGGCCCGAAUCCGUCACUGAUCAAUAAAGUGGAAUCGUUCUUGAUGCAUGCAGUCUUCAACACGGUGGGUAGGUGGUAUAUACAGCGAGGUAUUCGUGCGUCGUUUGCGAACCACCUGCCGGGUUAUGAGCUAGACGUGGAAGAGAUAGCUCGGAGAAGGAUGAAGAUGCUGUUCUCAUAUCAGCAUUUCUCGGUGACGGGCGCGCGGCCGCUGGCUCCUCAAGUGUUGGAGAUUGGCGGACUGCAUGUGGGGAAGCCUAAAGCUUUGCCUAAGGACGUGGAUACGUUUUUAUCGGAAGCUACGCAUGGUGCCAUUUAUGUCAGUUUUGGAUCUAAUCUUAAGUCGAGCUCGAUGUCACCUCGCAAGUUGGAACAGUUUCUUGAAGCGUUCAAACGGAUCCAACCCAUAAAAGUUCUGUUUAAAUGGGAGAAUGGAAGUAUUCCAGAUGAAAAUGUUUUAGCGAAGAGCUGGUUUCCUCAACUAGAUGUUUUAUGUCACCCAAAGCUCAUAGGCUUUGUAUCCCACGGAGGCAUGUUGAGUACGUCAGAGGCGGCCAACUGCGGGGUCCCGAUGGUGGCGGUGCCGUUCUUCGGAGACCAGUUCGGGAAUGCCGCGUCCAUUAAAGCCGCAGGGUUGGGCACCACUGUCUUCUUCGACCGUUUGACUGGAGACUCACUUGCUGCGGCUAUCAAAGACAUUACCAGUGCUGAAACCCAAGAAAAAGCUAAGAAGAUAGCAAGACUAUGGAACGACCGACCUAUGUCUGCUCUAGAUAGCGCAAUCUACUGGACAGAGUAUGUAGCUCGACAUAAACAAGCGCCGCCAUCUCUACCAAGCAAGGCGUCGUGGUGCCAAACAAUACCAAUAGGUGUCUAUAGCGUCUUGUUGCUAAUAAGUUUUCUGAUUUUAGUGAUAUUUGUUAUAAUUUGUAAACUUUUGAAAGCUAUAGUAGGGCUGUUAUUUUUUAAAAGGAAAAUAAAAGAGGAAUAGGUUUAUACCGUUUUA
Plutella xylostella (diamondback moth) is the source of this 1851-nucleotide messenger RNA. Its product is annotated as UDP-glucosyltransferase 2-like. NCBI's taxonomy places the organism in Eukaryota, Metazoa, Arthropoda, Insecta, Lepidoptera, Plutellidae. Gene Ontology annotation, molecular function: UDP-glycosyltransferase activity. The record is from RefSeq and is a predicted model, not a curated record.